Molecule: messenger RNA, 1088 nt
Organism: Amborella trichopoda
Lineage: Eukaryota; Viridiplantae; Streptophyta; Magnoliopsida; Amborellales; Amborellaceae
Gene: JAZ1
Product: jasmonate-zim-domain protein 1
Biological process (GO): regulation of defense response; response to wounding; regulation of jasmonic acid mediated signaling pathway
Cellular component (GO): nucleus
Source: RefSeq, a predicted model, not a curated record
GGCCACGCCCCACUGACUUUCGCAGAAGGGAAACGCUCACGCUUCCUAUCCGGAAACUCAAUAUUUUACCGGCAGAGAACCCGGGGACUUUUGCGACGGACGCCUAAGAUUCCGGCGAGUUCGUGACAUUUUUUGGCGGUUUCAGUCACUGGAACACCAUGAGGACAGCCGGAAUUUCAUCGGAGAGAGGGUCGAGCUUUGCUUGUACAUGCAACCGCUUGAGCAAGUACAUGAGGGAGAAGGGGAGCUUGCCAGAAUUGAGCCUUGGGAUAGCCGGAUUUCAUGACGGAAGAGCUAAAUCUAACAGCCAUCUGGCCAUCUUCCCUACAUAUUCAUUGUCAAAGAAGGAAGUUUCUGACAAUUUUUCUGGAAUCAAAUCCAUGGAUCUGUUUCCUCAACAAUCAGGAUUUGGUCCUACUCUUCCUACUAAUAAACCGAAUUCUGGAAGCUCAACGUCUACCGAUUUCAGGUCUAUUGCUGAGCAACGCAAGGCUCAAAUGACUAUAUUUUAUGAUGGAAAGAUGGUUUUAAUCGACGAUGUUUCGGCCGAAAAAGCGAAGAUCAUAAUGCUCAUGGCAGCUAAUGGAGCUGGCUGCCCUCAGAACUCUGGCAGUGUUCCCUUGCCAGCUAACACCUCAUCCUCCAAUCACCGAUCAUCGGUUUCGUCGAAGAACUUUUCAGAUAUGCCCAUGGCGCGGAAGGCGUCACUCCAACGCUUCCUAGAGAAGAGAAAGGAUCGGAUAAAGUCGACAGCUCCAUUUCCACCAAAGCCAGUUGUGAAGUCAGCGGAGAAGCCAGCGUGGCUUGAUAACAGCUUGGGGCCACAAGCCGCCCUCAACCCACUUGGGCUUCACCUAUAGCCUAUACCCCUAACCAUCUUGCCUCCUUCCAUGUGCUAUUCAACUCGCAUGGGACCGUGACCUAUUUAUUUUGUUUCUAUUUAAUUGGUGUAUAACUCAUUAUUUCUUUUCCUUGACGAAUGUCUUGGGUUCACGCUCCCAAAUGAUAUUUAGUUCUAUUGAUUCUCAUUAAAAAAUUGUAUCUUAAUUUAUUUUUGAAAAAAAUUUAUAAACACCCUUGAUGUAGAA